Molecule: messenger RNA, 1050 nt
Organism: Metarhizium brunneum ARSEF 3297
Lineage: Eukaryota; Fungi; Ascomycota; Sordariomycetes; Hypocreales; Clavicipitaceae
Product: Short-chain dehydrogenase TIC 32
Source: RefSeq, a predicted model, not a curated record
AUGGCGGGCAAAGGAACCAUCAUCGUCACCGGCGCCAACGGCGGUCUGGGAAGUGCAAUAGCAGAGCAUAUAGCUUCCAGGCCCGAGUUGCUAGGCCAUCACGGUAUAUACAUCGUGCGAGACGCGUCCGCAGCGCCGGCGCUCGCCGCGGCCCUUUCGCGAGGCUCACCGUCGCACAAGCAAGAGGUGGCCUCUCUGGACUUGACCAACCUCGCCAACGUUCGCCAAGUCGCACAGCACAUCAAUAGCCGCGUGUCUGCCGGCCAGAUCCCGCCCAUCCGCGCCCUCAUCCUCAACGCUGGCCUGCUCGACUUUGGCAAGCAGACGUGGACGAGUGACGGGUUCGACGUCACCUUUGCAGCCAACUACCUCGGACACUGGCUGCUCACGCUCCUGCUUCUCCAGAGCAUGGACAAGGAAGCCGGCACUAUUAUUGUUAUUGGAAGCCAGAUGCACGACCCUAGUGAUAAGCGCAACGACCGCAGCAAGGCGUUUGAAGGCAAGUACAAGCAGAUCAUUGGCAGCGACGAGGCCAGCGUCGAGGCCGUGGCAAAGGGCACCUGGGGCUCGGCCAAGGAAGACCCUUCGUUCCGCAGCGGGCUCCGGCGCUACGGCGCGUCCAAGCUGUGCCUGCUCAUGAUGAUGUUUGAGCUGCAGCGGCGCGCCGACGCCGACGCCCGCCUCGGGAACCUGCGCGUCGUCGGCGUCGACCCGGGCACCAUGGUGACGAGCAUCACGCGCCUCGCGCCGUGGGCCAUGCGCGUGAUCCUCUUUGGCGCCGUGUUGCCCGCCGUCGCGCUGCUGUUCCCCCGCGGGCCCGUACGGACGCCGCAGCGCUCCGGGGCCGAUGUCCUGCACGUCGCGGGCCUCUUGGGCGGAGCGAACGCAGACGCCCGGCCCGGCGCGAAGGCGGUCUACUACAACGGCAGGGAGCCGAUGGAGACGAACCCCGAGGCGAGGGACGCCCAGAAGCGCGCGUUGGUCUGGGCGGAAUCGGUAAAGUAUACCCGGCUGGUGGGGGGCGAGACCAUUCUCGGCGAUUGGCAAUGA